Photinus pyralis (common eastern firefly) is the source of this 1012-nucleotide messenger RNA. RefSeq lists its product as uncharacterized. Lineage: Eukaryota; Metazoa; Arthropoda; Insecta; Coleoptera; Lampyridae. The record is from RefSeq and is a predicted model, not a curated record. The transcript is spliced from 4 exons. Bases 53 to 997 code for a protein of 314 amino acids.
UUGAAUGAGUAUAGUAGCCGUAGUGAUUUAAAAUUCAAAAUAAAUUGUCAUCAUGACAGUAAUAGCACAAAUUGUUGUUCUAUUUUUAGUGCAUAUAUACUCCCCAUCUGCAUGCAUUUUUCCGUUAUCAUACAAUGUAAGCUUCAAAAACGAAGAAACAUUUAUAAUAUCAGAUAUAGAACAUGACGAAAAUGAUGAUGUCUAUCAGGCCGAAGACGAGAUGCUAAAAGAAGAUGAAGUUAACGAACAAAAUUUAGAGGUCGACAGUAAACAUUUUAAAAAGUUACACCAAAUAUCCUCCAAUUACAAUAACAAAAAAGAGUUUCAGUACAACAGUAAAUUGAAACUAAAACCGAAAGAGCAUUUUCAAAGUGCAAAUGAUGAAGAACCAUGGGAAACUUCUAUCAUAUAUCCAAAUGAUAAUGGUACGAAUGACAAGAGGAAUUACAAAAUACGACAAACUCACGAUAAAGAAGACUACAAUUAUGACGCUUUAAAAGUUGAGUAUGAUAACGAUAUCAAAAAAGAAGAAAAAUCGAAAAAGACAUUGAAGUAUUCUGAUACUAAAGAAGAAGAAAGCUUUAAUGACGCUAUUAAUGCAGUUGUGCAUCCAGUUCAGCAGAAUUGCACGGUUGAACAACAAAAAGGGAUAGGUUUAUCUGCUGUACAAUGCCUUAUGACUGACAUAAUGGAUCCUAAAACUAACAAGGCAAAACGGAGUGAACUACUUAACAGAGUUAAGAAACUAAUCCUCAUAUGGAUCGCAAUGUACCUCAUAAUUGCAAUUCCAUGUUGGUGCCAAAGAGGAUGGUGCUGUUGCUGCUUCCAAUGCUCAACGUGUAAACCCCAUCAGAACAUUGAUAAAGCGAAAAAGUUCUUAAUGGACAAUCCGCCAGGUACUUACAAAGAGUCGGCCAAAAAAGUGAUCACAUACAAACCGACACAUUACGAAAAAUACGCUUAUAAGAACCUGGAAAAAGCACUGUUAAACUUAUAGCCUACCUGAAUAACU